UCGAAGGUAAAGAUCAGCCCUUCGCUCUUGUUGCAGUCAAAGUAGAUCAACAAAUCCAAGAAACUGAUGGCUCAAGACAAGGUAUUAUUUCCGGUAGCGAAAUAUUGUCUGCCAGAUCCAUAUUCCCCGCAACUUUCGGUCGGACGGUCUUGUGUGUUAAGAAGAGAUUUGCACUGAUCUCUUCAUCAAUCAAAAACAUGAUUUUCUUUUGCGUCGAUAUUGAGAUGGAUCACCCCCCUCGUGAACCACCGUCGUUCCAGGAAGAUGAGAUCAUUUGGAUUGCUUUCUUUUCUGUGGCUGGUGAAACCAGAACAAAUUCUAUAUCAACAUUUUUUAUUUUUCAUGAUCUUUCAAAUGAGACCAAUAUUGUCUAUGUAAUUUUAACAUAUUAACAUUUGCGUGUAAAAUAUGUAACUUUACGU
Molecule: messenger RNA, 422 nt
Organism: Cuscuta europaea
Lineage: Eukaryota; Viridiplantae; Streptophyta; Magnoliopsida; Solanales; Convolvulaceae
Source: the annotation of a GenBank genome assembly